Lethenteron reissneri (Far Eastern brook lamprey) is the source of this 2439-nucleotide messenger RNA. RefSeq names its product zinc finger protein 800-like. Lineage: Eukaryota; Metazoa; Chordata; Hyperoartia; Petromyzontiformes; Petromyzontidae. The record is from RefSeq and is a predicted model, not a curated record.
AUUACUGUAUUCUAGUGUAACGUUAAUUAAAAGUGUUUGUUUUGACAAGAAACGCUGUGAGAUUUAAAGACUCGUAGUCUUUCAUUUCCAACACCACCCUCAACACCACCCCUCCCACGGACGGACGGACGGACGGACGGACACAUUAAUCUAUUGGUGGUCUGGUCCACUUCGUUCCGACCAGUAAUAGGACUUUUCUCAUAUAGCAGCCUUCGCGAUUCGCGAAUCGCGUCGUCUACAAUCGACGAAUCGAUUCGGAAUCGAUUCGUCGUUUCCGCUUCCUGCCCUGACCGCUGCUGCUGGCACGUGGCGCGAAUUUUGGCGCUUCCAACGUCGGCGAUGAGCUCGCAGAUGGACGUCGUGGCGACGUCUCUGCCUCCUCCUCCUCCCCCCGAGUCGACGGGAAGGAGCUACCUGGCCGAGCAGGAGAUGGAGCAGGAGGAGGUGCAGGGGGGAGCGGACGAGCCCGUGGCAGCGGCCGCCGGGGUGGAUGUCCCCGGCGUGCGGGGCCAGGGUGGCCAGGCUGAGCUGGGGUCCACGCGACACUGCGCCGGAGGAAGAUCGUGGAGAGAAGCAGAGACACAGAAAGAAGUACUAAGUCAUCUCAAGCAAGCGACGAAGCCGGGGGACUCUCCUCUCGUGCAGCAGCAGUUUGACACGCAGAGGCACGGCGUCCGACAGAUCCUGGAGGGCAUCCGCAUCGGGACUCCGCGUCUCAAGCGGCUGCUGCUGUGCGAGGUGGACAUCGUCUACGAGUGCCAGCUGUGCCGCAGCCUCUUCCGGUGCCUUCCCAACCUCGUCGUGCACCGGCAGUUCUACUGCCACCCCUACGCGUGCACAGAAGACGACACCAACAACAGCCACCGCCACCACCGGGACACCCUUCCCGAACCGGCACGGCCGCAGGAGCAGCCCGUCGACUUCGUCGUCCGGCCGGACCCCAUCGCCAGCAACCGCAGCGCCGCCGUCUACCAGGAGGCCCACGCCGUGGCGGCUGAGCCCGGCUGCCAGGGCCCGUCGGGCGCCGCCCCCGUCGACUCGACGAAGGCCAAGGAGGCCGGGCCCCGGCCGAAGACGUCGCCGCCACUCUCGCCGGGCUACUUGUGCGCCGCGUGCGGCAAGAGCUUCCGGCAGCUGCGCGACUGGUGGCGCCACGUCCGCGUGGCGCACGAGAGGCUCGAUGGGGAGGCGACCGGCUACUCCGACACGGACGACGACCGCGUGCCCUGCCCCAUGUGCCGCAAGAGCUUCGCCACCAAGGGCAACGUGCGGCGGCACUUCCGCGCCGCGCACCGCGGGGUCGAGUGGGAGGACGCGUGGAAGGCGUUGGGGUCUCGCCGCCCGGCGGCACACCGAGAUCCUCGAGUGGAUCUGCCCGAUAUGCAAACAUAAGCGCGGGUCGCUGGUCGCGAUUGAGAGCCACCUGCGGCUCUGCCAAAAGCAGAACGACUUCACGAUCGAGGAAACCGCCGGCACGACGGCGUCGGUGGCCACCACGCCGACGACAACGAUGGCUCCGACGUACUAGCACGACGAACGCGGGAAGGCUUACGCCAAGAAGACCUUCCUGGAUAACCACAAGCUGGUGCACGUGUGGAGGGGCAGAAAGGCUGGGCGGAAUACAGUGGCGGCGACGGUGAACCUUGGCGGCCGGCGACGGAGCGGCUGGCGCUAAGUUUACGUCGAUAAGCUGAACGAGCAAAAAAAAAAAAAUUCCUCCACGUCCCAUCGGUCGCACCAGCCUUUCUGGGAGUGCAUGAUUUUAGCAGCGUUGUUUCAACACAAGCAAUCUCCGGUUUUAGCAUUCAAAGUAUCAUCAGCAGUCGGGCUUGUUUGAACCGAUUGUUACGGAAGGGCAUUAAAACAAUAGUAAUGUGCAUGUGUCCGUGCACUUGCUCCACGAGAUCUAAUUUCUCUCGAGCGGGCCACGUCACCCCCCACGCGUGGUGGCAAAGUGGGGCAAUUUAAGCGCCCGUGAAAAAAAACUUGAGCGUGGGGGUCGGAGGCGUCUGAUUUUAGCGUCGAGGAAGGAAGGCUCGUGUUGCGGGACACGGCGCCGGGAGGGAGAAAGGGUCCCGUGGCCGUGGCUAACGACAGAGUGGCGGCCACAGGAGGAAAAACACGCCCCGUGUGUGCAGGAGCAAGGUGGGCGGUUUAAUCACAAGGUCGCGCGGGGGAUGACGACGGCUUGGGGAGACCCUCACUCGGCAGUGGAUAGCUCGUGGCCGAAGAAGUCAAUGAUGGAAAUUAGCGAAGCUUCAGUCUCGCAUUGGACAGCAAGGGACGGUCACGGCGCAUGCCAGGGGUUUGGUGAUACACUUCGCCAGGCGAUUCCACCAUUGGUCAUCAUCCACAGUUGUGGUUUAAUUCAAGAAGGUAAUGACUCAAUUGGGAUUACACAGAGCUCAUCAUCGCCAUCCCCCACCCCACCCACCUCAC